AGAAAAUAAAUGAUCUGUUUAAAUUAUCGGCAUUCACGCGUAGUCGUGAUUUGAAAAAAUUAGGCUGUGAACGGUGAAGUGAAAAAUGGCAGUGUCGCUUGAUCGAUUUUUGAAGACAGUCGAAGGCAUUCGGCAAACGCUGAAAGUGAAAGAUGCUCCUGGAAAUACCACCGAGAAAUCGGGAGCUCAGGCUGAUACAGAAUUGGUCAAGCGGGAAAAAAUUGGUCAAAUCAAUCAAGUAGUGGAUGGAUUGACGUCCUCAUGUAAAAGCCCUGGCGUUUUGACGAAUGCGGGUUUUGUUUCUCGGGCAUUGUCACCUUGUUUGGAACUGCUGCUGCUGUUCUGCGAUGACGAAGAUGCCGAUGUUCGAUUACAUGCAAACGAUGGGCUAACGAAGUGUGUGAGGCUUUUGUCGCUCACACAUUCAGGCCGACUGGAAAGUGAACUGUAUAAAGAAAUCAAGAAGAACGGAAAUCAAAGAAGUUUGCGCGCCGCGUUGUGUAGGUUUGGAAUAGUUGCGCCAUUGAUAAGGCUUUCGAAACGUCGCGCAUACGCUGGUAAUUUGUCAUCAGUUGUUAUGCGAGUUUGUUCCGUUCGAAAUGAGGAAAGCCUGUGGGAAUCUCUCACAGGUUUUUUCCAGAGCGUCUGGCCAUCGCUUGGACCUUAUUUUAUGGACAGUGAGAAUAAGAAACUGCUGCGCGUGCUUUUCGCCCGCUUGGAGGACGAAUCGACGGCCAUGCCUGUACGAAGAAAUGCAGGACAAUGCAUUGCUGCCAUGGCGAAAUAUUCAAGAAAUCCUGAACAAACGAUAGGAUUUCUUCUUGACAUUAUUGCAGACGAGGGCGUGAAACUGCUGGGCAAAGAGAGAAGUGUCUAUUUGCACAGCUGUCUGAUGUUGAUGAGGAACCUCGUACCUUUGCUGCGAGAACUACCCGUCGAUGAAAUCACAAAGCGAUUGGGGUGUUCGCUUAAGUCGGUUUCGGGAUCGGAUAGCUCCGCUUCCCUCGCCACAUCAUCGUCCGACUUCGUCCCCAGCCGCGAAAGCGUUCGACUGAAUCAAUACCUUUUUAUUUACGAAGUUGGGAUGAGGAGUACCCAAAGCAGAAAUACGUCUGUUUGUACGGCCGCAUUGGAGCUUUUGCAAGUUCUUCUUCUAGACCCACCGCUGUUUUUUAUCUCUGCAAUGAGGGAUACCGGAGGCUUGGGUGCCACGUCACGAAUACGAGAUGAUCAUGAGGGUGCCUGGGAAAAUUUGUCAGCUGCAACAAGUAUCUUGAGUAUUGGGAAGCGGUCUUCAGUCUGCGAAGAUGUUUCCGUUUCUCUGGCGUUUGAUGACGGUGAAUCGUUGAACAGCUUUAAGAUAACCACAAGCUGUCAACGGGUCGGCCAAGGUUCUGAAAAUCAGUUUCAAGGUUCUUCAGCGACGGAUCCUGAAUGGGAUCCGGAUUGCAAUACAAACUCUGGAGAUUACUGUGGGAUCAAGAUGGGUGUGAUAGAAACGGAUGAUGCGGAUGCAUCAUUUAAUCCGGCACUGAUGAGUGCUUCACAUCAACAUGAAGAGAGCGAUGAUGACGAUGAUGAUAUUGUGAAAGAAGGUUCAGAAAUUUAUGAGGAGGAAUUCCCGAAUAUUUGUCAUGGUGAAGAGGAGCAUCAGGAAGCUCUGCUACCGGACACAGCGAAUAGAACGUUCGGAGACAUUGGCUCUUUUCAUUUUCCCGAGCCGCAAGUGCAUUUCUGCGCCAGAGUCGUUGCGAACACAUUUCUUCUAAGGAGUAAUAAUGAAACGUGUCUCAUCCCGGAAAGCUUGAUCAGAGUAAGCUUGCAAGCACUAGCAGUGUCUGUGCUUGGGAAUCUCGCCGCGAUGGAACCCAAGUUACUGCAAAUACCGAUCAAUGUGACUCAAAAUAGUGCAACGUUCGUAGAGCUAUUGAAACUUGCCUCGCACAGAGACCCAAUCAUAAGGGCGAAUGUGGCAUCUCUCUGUGGUGCCGUUUUGAAGUCCGCAUUGCUGUUCGGAUUGGGCCAGCCAGCUGGCUUUGCUAGUGUUGGGUUUCAAACUCUCUGGGACCCAAUUGCCGAAGCUGUGUUUGAUAGUGCGCCAUUGGUUGGUCGGGCUGGAUUGAAAGCUGUGGCGCAACUAGCAGGAUUACUGCUCCGGUCGGAAAAAGCACAUGUUCUGCUGCGUCUAGCUCGUCAGUGGUCUAUUCUGGCGAAAACAUCUUCCUAUUGGCUUGUGAAGGUGGAAUUAUUGUCCUUGUUGGCUGAGAUUCCUGUGGCAGAGAUGGAGUUUCUGAUGAGAGUCGGAAAUGUGGGAAUGUCCGAGUCGUAUUUAAAAAAGUCCUGGACAACUGUGAUUUGUCCAUUGCUUGGGGAUGAAAAUCCAAAGGUGCGAACUGCUGCUGCGGAAGCACUCGUGCAGUUGUGUUGCAAGUCUUUUCAUCUCAUUGACACGUGGGAUGGCUCUGCUGUGUCAGCCGUUGCUGCCAACCUGACGUUGUCACACUCGAAUGCCUUCGGCCAAAAAUCGCUGUCAAGGAUUGUUGCGAAAUCUUUUAAUGAUCUUCAUGAAGCCACAUCUUCGGAAAUGGUUGUGGGAAACCUGGAAGCUCUAGCUUGCUUGGUAGCUGCAUUCCCGCCGAAGGAAUUUCGAGAAGCAUGGUUUUGUACGCGAGUGAAGCCGGCUGGCGCAAACUGUCAGGCACUUGGCAACCUAGGACUGUUGAUAAAUUUGACUAUGGCAAGAGCUGUUUGUUCAGAUCUACGGGCUGUGACUGAUCUUGUGAUUGUGGCAACCAGCAUUUUUGAAGGUCUGGCGUUAGAACACUUGAAACCGUUGGAAAAAGAGACACUCCGCGAUGAUGGACCGAACAGAAAAUGGGAAGCUCUGGACCAUCCUCAAUUGGACGUGAUUGCGCAAUUGUUGAUGACGUACCUAAUCCGCAUGAUUUGUAUGACGACAUCGUGCCUUUGUGAUAUUCCGCCUUCAAAAGCGGCCUUCCAAGCUGCGAAGGAACCAUCAACUCUUUCUCCGACAUUGCUGAAAACUCCGGAAGUGAAAACAGUUGGGAGCACCAUCGCUUCUCCUAUGAAACGAAUGAUGAGAGCAGUCUCGAAGCAAACUGAGUCAUUGCCUACUACUGUAUCUGAAUCAGAGGAACCCAUUGGUGGUUCAAGUGGGAAGAAGAAGGCUCCGGGUUCCGUUGGUUCGUUUGCCGGCUGUCCAGACCUCCUCCGGGUGCAUGAAAUGCUCAGGGCUGUGUAUGAAAAUUACAAGUUUAGUGCGUCAAAUGAGCAAAAGGCAGAGAAAAAAUUGAUGACAUUCAUCGUGGGAACUCUGGAAGGGUUAGGAAGAAUGCUCGAGUUCGCAUCUUCUUCAGAGUUAUGCCUUCAUGCAGAAGAGAUUCUACAUUACUUGCAGAUAAUCAUGCCACUAUGCCCCGCAGCGGCUUUGAAGUCUGUAUCAAAGUUGCUACAUUGCCUAUUUGCCAGUAACGCAGCGGCGUUGGGAGAAAAAGACAGCGCAAUUCGGGAUGGGUUUCUCACGUCUUACGAGGCGAAACAAUGGGGAAAGAUAUGCGAAGGCCGGAAGGAUCCGAGUAGUUUUUAUCAGGUCAUUUUUGGUGGCCCUUACCGAAAGUUCUCUACGUUUGUCAAGACUGUAAGAGCCAAUGCAAAGCCCCAAACUGGUUCAAGUCGACCUCCGCUACUGAUCAAAACUGGUCCAUUGUCGAACCGAUCGCAUUUGUCGAAUUUUAUUCGUUUGUUCGAGCCUGUUGUGAUUUAUUCUCUCAAGGUUUUCACAUCGUCUCCUGAAGUUCAUGUGCAGUCGGCCGUUCUCUCGCUGCUGGUCACUUUGAUUCGUCUACGAGUAAAUUACCAUCUACUGGACAAUGAACAAAUAUUUCUUAACUACGUCUUGAGACAAUUUGACCUUGUAGAAGAAGGGCUGGUGUCCGGACCGAACAGUCCUAUCCAGCACCUACUACCUUGGUUGCUGCGUUUCCUCGUUCUUCUGUCUCACGACAGUAUUCAUACCAAGGGUCAAAGCCUACUUCCAUUCUCAAAGCUGAUACAGUUAUGUGACGGUCUGAUGGCCUCAGAGUUUGACUUGGAAACCCACUGUUUACCAGCAAUGGGUCCGUUGGUUGAAGAUCUAUUCUUGUGGCGCAGCAAGGGUAAGGACAAAGUCGACGAGAUCGAAGCUCAGAAAGAAGUCAUUGUGACGAUGCUAAUGCGCCUAUUACCAAGUAUUCAGGUGAUUCGAGUGUUGACGAUGAUAGUAAUCGCCAACAAGGAGCUGGGACAUGAAGAGUCAUACCAGAGCAUUUCAAAGCAAUUUUUGAAUGCUAUAUUACCGUUGAUGGCGAAAUGGGAAAUCGCGAUCGAAUCAGAAGAAGAUGCGGAAGUUCUGGUCAACUUUUUCGCGGCAUUGUCUCCAGUAUCAUUUCAUCAUCUGGAUUCCAUUCUUGAAGUGAUGGCCCUGUAUCCGUCACCAGAAAAGGUGCGCAAAGCAUUUCCACGUUGGUUAGCUGGGGUUGUGUGUUGCUUGGGAGUAGCCAUGACACAUGGUACCGAAGACGCAAUUCUGAGCAGAUUAUUGCUGUCAAAUUUGUUGUCCUCCGUCACGGACGAGUCGUCAGUUUCGAGCAUUGCCAGUGACGUCGGAGAAGACGGCUGGGUCGAUCCUCUUGGCGCUCACGGAAGCCCGAAACAGGAGAACUACUUGAAAGAAAGAACCGCGACGUCUUUGGCGAGAUUCUUGCUGGACACGUUGACCUUAGCAGCAAAAGAGAUCGCAUUUCGGGCAACUGCAGGGUUUUUGCUGGCUUGGAAAACGCUUGGGGUGCAUCUAGUUGGUCUCCUUAUGCAUGUUUCCCACAUGGUUCAGUCCGGUGAAUUCAGGAGAACGGCGAACUGUCUGAAGAACUUGAUAGUUUCCGAAGAAUCAUGGGAGAGUGAUCUCCAUGAAAACAUAGUCAAGCUUGGAUUCAUAAACCCGUUGAUACCGUUGUAUUGGAUGAAUCUGCUAUCGCUGUUGAAUUGCGGAAAUGUCAACCUUUGGAGUAAAAUUCUGAAAACUUCGAAAGCUUCAUCGAAGAUCAGCUCGAACGGUGAAGCAAGUAAUUGUUCCCGGGAAGUUAUUCGUAGAGGAACACUGAUCGUCUACUGUGAUUACAUUCACGAAAAUUUAUUCGUGAGUUCCGGUGGUGGAGAGGAACUUACCUGGUUGCUUGUAAAUCACUUGAAAUCGCUGGUGUGCCUGAAUAAGGAGCCUCCUGUUGCUGAUCUUGUCGCCGCCUUACAUCGAAAUUGUGCAUCGAGUCAACUGUUUUUACAUGCCAUUCGACAUCGUCUAAUAGAUGAAGUAAACGAGAUAUCCGUGUGUCGAGGAGUAUUGUCCUGCCUCACCGAAUGUCCCGCGGAAGUGAGUUUUGCCCUCUUGGAGCUCUGCGUGUAUGUCUUGAUGCCGAGCAAGAUCCUUGCUACGAGUUACAAGGGUUUUCAACUCGGAACGAGUGCGAUCGACGUACUCGUUUCUGAUGAGCAACGACAUAAGGCUCAAGAUUCCACCGGCUUGGUCGUGCCAAAUGUCUGCUCCACAGCCUCAGAUUACUCAGAAGACGAUGAGGAGGAAGAAGAGAGAAGAAUGCUCCGUGUUCGAAAACCUGGUCGAAUACUGGAGUUGAAUGACAUUAAACCAGAAGAUAUUGAUGAGCUUAUUACGAAAAGUGAGGAUAAGGCAAUCAAAUCGAGAUUCCCAAGAUUCGUUUCGGAGUUGCGAAAACUGAGAAUAAUUGCCUUCGGAUCACCAGACUCGGGGAUUGAAUUAAGUGCAAGUGCUUGGAGCAAAUUUUGUUUGAGUCCGAAAGAUUCAAAUGCGUGGUCAAAAUCUGAUCCGCAAUCUGCGUAUCGGAUCGGCGUUGACAAAAUCAUCGCAGAAUCCUUGCGACACAGGGAAGGAGUUUCCGUUCAGGUUUCUGCUAAACUCAUCAACGGUUUGAAUCAUAAAGAAGCACUCCAACGGAUUGGAGAUGAAGAUUUUCCUUUACAUGCCAUACCAGUGAUAUUGAAGGAGGUCUCAGCUGCCAGAGUAAUCGUACAAAACAUGGCCUCAAAUCCCUUUUCACCAGUAUCCCCAAGGGCUAGAGGGGGAGGAAAGCUUUCAGAAGAGAAGCGUGCUACUGAUAAAUCGGAUGGCGAGGAAUCGUCUUUCUCUUCGACAUCGACCGGCCCCUUCGGCGACUACGACACGGAUCUCAGUUCACCAAUUUUGAAGUCUUCCAGUGGGCUUGAAGAGCAGGAUCGAUUCGAAGAAUCUUCAGGCGUAUCAUUCCAGAGAAGUGCGAUUGUGUCCUUCGUUAUUCAGCGCAUGUCCUCGUUUUUCCAGCAGUAUCCCAAGCAAAAGGAGGUAUUCAUGCCAACAUCUUGGAGCGGAACUGAAGCCGAAAAUGAGUACACGGAAGCGGUGAUCAAGUGCCUCGGUGUUCCAUGCAUAGCGACUAAUUCGUUGAAAAGCCCUACGAAUGACAAAAAAUUCUCUGAUUCUCUUGACAAUCGGUGGUCAUCGGAAAUCCUUCCAUUUUGCGAAUGCCUCCUGGGACUUUCUUCGGAAGAGCUACCGACAGAGUUGGCUGCGAACUGUGCUCUUGCGGCGCUGGAAGGGGCUAAAAUGACGUCUGCUGGGGAAAAAUGGCUGCGUAAAGUGGGAGCUACUUUUCAGUGGACUGUCUACGACAUUCAGAUGUGCAUACGAUGUUGUGCCGGAUUGCUAAGCAUACGUGAGGUAUGGCUGCAUUUCGCUAGCAACGGAAACUGGUCGGUUUCCGCGAUUGAAGCCAUUUUCGCUGUGGUGGAAAGUCAUGCGAGAAACGCGCAAAUCCCUCGGAUUGAAACGCUUGGCAGAGAAUUCGAAUCUGUGGAUCCCUCAGAUCAAUCGGUCUUGUCAGCAUGUAUUAAAGCUUCGCGAUUGGCUCUAUGGGUACAUGCGUUACUCCAAGAUUGCAGCAAACUGGACAGUUUCGAAUGGAGCUUGUUGCCAUUAGUUGCAGCACUGUGUCGCUUACCGGCAGUUUAUGGGUUUGUCCGAAUACCGUCAGAUCUUCUUCAAAGUUUAGCGUUCCAGCAUGUGACUGAUAAAUCUGGAAACACGUCUGCGCAGUUCGUUUGGAAAGAUCGGUAAGAUUUUUGUUUACUGUUGGUUUCAAAAUGCUUCUAGUAAAAUUUAUUUU
Molecule: messenger RNA, 7229 nt
Organism: Notodromas monacha
Lineage: Eukaryota; Metazoa; Arthropoda; Ostracoda; Podocopida; Cyprididae
Source: the annotation of a GenBank genome assembly